Molecule: messenger RNA, 4210 nt
Organism: Acanthochromis polyacanthus (spiny chromis)
Lineage: Eukaryota; Metazoa; Chordata; Actinopteri; Pomacentridae
Exons: 1
Coding region: 16-714 (232 amino acids)
Biological process (GO): positive regulation of Rho protein signal transduction; phospholipase C-activating G protein-coupled receptor signaling pathway
Cellular component (GO): membrane
Molecular function (GO): G protein-coupled receptor activity
Source: RefSeq, a predicted model, not a curated record
GUUCCGGUCCACGUCAUGUUCCUCCUGGUUUCUGACAUCAUCACUUUCUUCGGCCGUCCCCAGGUGAAUGAGGAAAUGGAGAACGGCUCCAUGUUCUCCUCCAACGCCACUGACUUCAUCUUCUAUUUUGGUGUCGUCUCCAACAUCACCCUCAUGCUGUUCAUAGCUCAGGAGCGCCAUCUCCUGGUGGCCUACCCGCAGUGCCUCGGCUCCUGCAGCAGAUUCAGGAGGUCUCCAGCGGUGACCCUGGUAGCGUGGGCCGUCCCCUUCGGCAUCCUGGCCCUCGCCCUGCUGCGGUACAACCUCUGGUUCGCUGUUUCUCUGCUCACUCCCUUCCCCGUCCUCCUUUUCUUCGCUGUGGAUGCCUGGAGAGCUCUGAUCUGCUCCCGGUCCAACCCUCCGACCCCAGAGAGGAAGAGGACGGUGCUGGGCAUUGGCGCCAUUUGGGCCAACUACACCGUCCUCUACUCGCCCUUCGUCCUCAGCGUCCUUCUGGAGGCUCUGAACUUUAAGGAGGAAGUGACCUACCUGAGCCUGGUGUCUCACCUGCUGCUCUACCUCAGCCCUCUGGUGGACCCCUUCCUCUACAUAUUCAUGACCAAAGGCCUCAAAGAGGUUCUGCAGGCGCUGCCGUGCUGCCAUAAGGCGGGUCAGAAAGAAAACAGGAGUCCCACCGUGGACACUGUGGCUGAAACUGUGGAGACGAGACUUUGAGGAGGAUUUACAGAUUCAAAAAUGGAUCAUUCCACCUUAAUUUACCGAAUGCUCCACACCUGACCACCUUCAGUUUGACUGAUUUUUUUCCCUAAACGGUGAAUACUGAUUGACCCAGUUAAAAAUUCCUAAUGGGGUGGGUUCAUGUCGAUUUUUGUGUCAUUUCCUUUGCAUAAAUCUGUGGAUCGACGUUUGAAGCGCCUUAAGUGAGAAAUAAUGAAAUUUUGCAGGUUCAUUAAUAUGUGGUCUUCAGUGGUAGAAUAAUACAAACCAGUUACAUGAUGGUGCAAUUUUCCACUUUUCUGUCUGCUCCAAUAUUCCACAGACCAUAAAACCUUAGGUUUUCACACAAAGAGGCUAAGUUUUUUUCUUGUGAUCAACACCAAUGAGGGUUUAAAAUACUUUACGAAAAAAUUAUAAAAUUAGCCGUUUAUGGCCAGUAUGAGGACAAUCAUUGAGCAGGUAUGAAGGUGAAACCUCUGCAAUAGUGUCCCAACUGGAAGAGUUGUAUGUUAUUUUUACCAGGCUAAAAGAAAAAAAUACAUUGCUCCAAAGAAAAUGCACAAAAAUGAACACGACCCCUCCUUCUUUAAGAAUUUUUAACAAAAAUGUUAUCGAAGAUAACAGAUUUUACACAAGUUUUACUUAAUGAAAUGCACAGAGGAAAAAAAUCUGAAGAAAAUUUGGUAAAUUGAACUCGUCAUAAAUAUCUAUUGGUUUAGAUCUGGACAACUAUUAUUUCUGUAUAAACUUCAAGGAACUUUUAGACAGAUUUAGCAGAAAAAAAAACUGCUUUCUGUCGGCGAUCUCGAAGAAUCUGAGCACUUUAAUUCCUGUCAUGUCUGGUGUGAGCACAUCAGCAUAAGUAGAAGAGUGAUGUCACACUCUCAUGGAUAUUAUUGAUUACAGCUCAGCUGGUCGCUCAGCUGAUGAAACCAAUGAGCUAAUGGAGGCUUCAGUGCAGCUACGCUUCAUUUCUGAUGCAGCUUCUUCAUUGUGACACAAAACUGAAUUUCACAAAAUGUGGACUGAAUCUGCUGAUAAUUUUCGUCUUAAUUAGUAGUUAGGAGUUGACAUAGCUGGAAAAAGUGAGUACAUGAAAUAAGAUUAUAUUUGUUUGAAAUAAGACAGACUUGUUGACUUUUUACUCUCAGAGUGGAGGGAUUCAAAGGUCUGCAUGCACACAGAGAUGCCAUUUUAGUGAUUCAGCAGUUUCUCAGGAACAUCCUGUGUGUGAGUACACUUGCAAAUGUGAUCACUAGUUUAUGCUGUGAGCUAAAACACUCAGCGUGCUUCUAUUCACGCCUGUAGAUAAGCCAACAAACUGCAAAAUGAUUAUUGCUGAAAUUAGAAGUCUUUAAAGUGUGAUUAUGCAAAACAAUAAAGACAAAUUCGAGUCACAUUUUAGGAUGGAUGCGCUCCUAAAAUGCUUAUUCUUUCAAAUUGUGCAUACAGCAGUUAUCACAGUAUGAAUGCUUUACGUCAUAUGGAUUAUGCCAUAUAUUAUAGCUAUAUUUAGAUUUGUGAUUAUUUAUUUUUAUUUUGUUGCAUACCUAAGUUAAUACAGCUAUGCAGACAGAAAAUAUCGCCAUCCUCUGUCAGAAGUCUAUUUUGCAGCCUUUCAUUGAUGAACUUACAGAGAUAAAUAUGAGGGACUGUCAAAGGAAACAUGUUCUUUGAUGCAUUAAAAGUUUUCUUCACUGUGAGACCCAUUAUUACACAACAAACACAGUGCUAAGUCUAAUGGACAUACAAAAAAUAAACAUAAAAACACCCCAGUAGCCAAUUAGCUACAAAAUGAUUAUUGCUAAAAUUAGAACUCUUAAGUUAGAUUAUGCCAAAAGUAAUAAAUUGGAGUCACAUUUUAGGACUCCUUAAAUGCUUACAUUUUUAUAGCUUUAUGUGAUCUGCUCAUUGAAAUGAUGCUACUCAGGGUAUUUUUAGGUGAAAAGAAGCUCUUGAAGAGUUUAUCUUUUCUUUUCAUAGUGAUACCUUAAAUUUGCACUCUGGUUUUAAAGCACUGAUACACUUUAUUGUUUUUGCCUUAAUGCUGUUUUAUUUUUUCUGAUAUCUGGUUUUCUGGUGGUGAAGGAACGCAGUUUGGUUUGAACUUUAACUUUAAAUAUUGCAGAUAUUGCUUUCAUUUUAAUCACUUUUACAGCGAUCCAGAGGAGCUGACAUAUCGUCUGUCUGUGGUUUUAAGCACUUUAAACUGUUUUCUAAAUCAGAAAAGUGUAGUAUAGCACAUAACUCGACUGCUAGCAGCUUGAAUUCUUUUUAUAGGAAGUUUCCUUGGUGUGCAACAUUUAAUCUUUCGACUAAAUGUUCCUCUUUCAUUGAUAUUUUCAAGAAAAACCUCAGAAUGUACAUGUUUUCAGUGCCCUUUUUUGUUUUACAAACUGAUCUCACAAGUUACCAUCCUGUUCUUUUCUCAGUUUUAGUAUUAUAUGCUCUUUUAUUUUAUCAUUUCAUUUGUCUUGCUGCUGUCUGAUAAUGUGCAGCUCUUUGGUUAACUGUUUUUAAAUCUGCUCUAUAAAUACGUUUGAUCUGACAAGUGUCACAGUUUAAAAGACAAAAAACACAGACAGAUUUCAAGACACUUUGGAUCAUUUCUCUCCAAUUUUGGACUUUUUUUUUAGUCAUUUUCAACUAUUUUGAACAAUCUGGAAGACAUCUGGGACAGUUUUUCUGUAAUUUUGGACAACUUUCAUGUCUUUUUUAGGAUAAAAAGCACAUUUGAGUUCUGGUAAAAACUGCAACCAGAUCGGUUUUACAUCCAUCCAAGUGUCAGCGUCUAAAGCCAAAAAAAAUGUACAGAUUUCUAGACUUUUUGGACAAAUUUGAAGAAUUGUGAACAACUUUUAUGUCAUUUUGAACUUUAAAAAAAUAAUUUCAAGUAUUUUUGGACAGUUUUCAUUCAUUUUUCCAUAAUUUGUGUAUAACUUGGUGGGUUUACAAAUAUAUUAUGAAUUGUAUAAAUAAAACUGUAGCUGAACUAGUGUAAUUCAAUAAAAGUAUGUUAAAAUAAGUAAGUUCUAAAUAAGUUAUUUGUAUCUUUAUGUAUCUUUAUGUUUUCCACACAAAGGCUUAAAGAGUUUGAUGUGAAAUUUCUUACAAAUAGCAAAAACAACUGUUUACAGUCCCUUUAUGAUCAUUAAUAAAACCUCUAAAACUAAUUUCUGUGUAUCAAAGUUACAUAUUUGGAGUUUUUUUCGAUAAAAAACAUUCACUUUGCUACUAGUUUGAACCGGAAACCGAUUUAGAAGAAGAAUAAUGAUAGAGGAAAUGUUGUCCUGAAGUGGACAGAUUUGGUUCCAUAUGAAACUUUGGACGUCCGUAUUUCCGAGGUUGUCACCGACACGCUGCAGGUUUUAAAACACUCAGACAGGAUGGAGACUGCUGCUUUUGCUGGUGUGUCCUGCAGAUGUUUCUUCUGUUUUGCUCUUUGACUCCAGUAAAACACUAGAAGAUUAUUUGAUCUGAGAGGCUCCAUCAU